UCUUGUGCAAACACGCACACACACAUACACACACUCACCAAACAGGAAGACUAUACCUGUUUGGCGUGAGUUGGCUGGAAACUGUCAGGGUUAUCUGUGAAGCAGAGAUGAAAAGAUUUGAAUGAUACCAGCUUCUGGACCACUGGCACCACAGUGAAGAAAAAGACUGGCGGGGACAUACUCUGGAUUACAAAACUGAAAAAUAAACGGAUCAAAUCACUCCAGAACAGACACCAAGAAGCCAAAAAGGACUGCGUUUUUUAAAGAAAAAUAUUUUUUAUAAGUUUGUGACUGUCCACCUGCUUUUGUGAGUCUGGAUUACAUGCCCAAGACGUGGGGGUCAAACCCACGACUGUCAACAAUGUUCACCCCAAGGAAAAACAGUCUUCCCUCCCCCAGCCUGGAGGACUCCUUCUUCCCUCUCUCCUCAUCAUCCUCCGUCUCGCUCUCCUUUGCUCUGCCCUCAUCUACGUCCUCUCCCGGUGGCAUUGAUGGCGGAGGCGGGAUAGAAACAGACCUGAUACUGGCUGCGGAGCUGGGACAGGCUUUACUGGAGAAGAAUGAGGAGCUGGCAGCCUCUCUGGAGCAGAGGGAGAGGGAGGUGGAGGCUUUACAGCAGGAGAAACACGUUCUUCAUAGAAAGCUGGAGAUGAAUGAACUGGCAUCUGGGCAGAAAGAGGCAGAGCUGACAGCAGAUUUAGCCGCUUUAAAGGCUGAGCUGGAGCAACAUCACAACCAGGGGCGAGACAAGCGAAGGGACGAGAGUGAACAACUCACUCAGUUAGCCAAUCACAACCAGCGCUUGGUGGAGCAGCUUGCCGAGGCUGUAACACUGGAACACUCCUUGAGGACUGAGCUCCGUUCCCUCAGAGAAGAGAUGGAAGAGUCAUCUUUCAGCCGAAAUAUCAGCUUCACACAAGUAGAGAACAUACAAGCAGAGAACAGAGUUUUGCUGGAGCGGCUGUCGCGCAUGGAGGUACAACUAAAAGCUACUCAAGAGGACAGUGAUAGAGUCCGCAUGGAGAGAGAUGGCCUGAGAGACAGACUGUCAGAACUGCAGGCGAUGCUACGAGAGAAAGAAGCAGAGAUAGAGCAGGAGCAGGGAGUGGUGUUUGAGUUGCGUACCUUGAAUCGCUCUCUACAGCAAAAAUCUCUGAACCUGGGAGAAGAGAGCAUCCUGGACAGUACACACACACAACCUCUGUCUCUGCUUAGUGAAAUUCAGCAAUCGCAGGCUAAAGAGGCACUUCUAGCUCACUCCACGGUCCUCCAAGCAAGAGAUGAAGAGAUACAAGCACUCAAAGAGGAGCUGCAAUCUAAACAAGGAGAGCUGGAGUCUUUGAGGGAAGAAAUAAAGCCCUUUAGAAGCAGUCCUGAAAAGCCAAGCUACAGUUUCUUAGAGAGUGAGCUGGCCACAGUGCGUCAGGAGAAAGACACACUGACCCAACAGCUUCUCAACACCAUCAAACACAAGGUGGCGCUGUCCCAAGAGUUGGAUGCCUGGCAGGAGGACAUGCGAUUGGUGAUCAAUCAACAGGUGCUGCAAAGGGAGGAGGAGAGACAGAAGGAACAGCAGCGAGAGAAACAAAGUCAAGGAGGACUCCAAAGAAGCAAGUCUUUGAAAGUGAAAGGAGAAGGAGGGAAAGGAUUCUUCUCUUCUUUUUUCAGAGACAAAUAACGAGAGAGAGAAAUGGACAGAGUAUCAGCCUGCCAGCACUGUUCGCUACACUGUGAUGUCUUAUCAGCAUCAAAAAGCCAAAUGUUUACAAACCUCAUAUUUGAAUAUAAAUUUGAAUAUAUUUGUAUAUAUGUAUGUACAGUAUAACAGUAACGUCCAUUUUUAA
This is a messenger RNA of Thunnus maccoyii (southern bluefin tuna), 1844 nucleotides long. It is a transcript of the gene bicdl2, whose product is annotated as BICD family like cargo adaptor 2. Lineage: Eukaryota; Metazoa; Chordata; Actinopteri; Scombriformes; Scombridae. The transcript is spliced from 10 exons. The coding region runs from base 323 to 1678 and encodes 451 amino acids. Gene Ontology annotation, biological process: vesicle transport along microtubule; Golgi to secretory granule transport. The record is from RefSeq and is a predicted model, not a curated record.